Messenger RNA from Effrenium voratum, 1144 nucleotides. The record is from the annotation of a GenBank genome assembly. Lineage: Eukaryota; Dinophyceae; Suessiales; Symbiodiniaceae.
AGUUCUCUACGUUGCUCAAAGUGCAUUACCACGCGUCGCGGCGCGGCGUAUUUUUAUUUCCACGCUGCCAUGUUUCGAUUGCUCUCCCUUGCGCUGGUCGCAGCUGCAGAGGUGUCUGUGGACCAUGCACUGCUGGAUGACGACCAAUGCGCAGGGGACGACACAUGCGGGCUCAAUGCUCUGCAGAUGAAGGGCCAGAAGAUGAGCCAGGACUCAGAAGCCGGGUGGCUGAAAGACAUCAGCUCGGCUGAGAAGACUCACUUCAAGCGCAUCCUCGCGCCGCUACAGAAGCCCAUUGUCGCCAACUACAAAAACCUUGAGCAACUGGAGUUGUUCGUGAACUACACCAUGGAGAAAGUGGAGAAUGCAACCGGCUCCUUUGUGGUUUGGAACCGCAAGUCCCUGCUGCAGGAGGAAACUGACGAGCUGGCUACGACUGGCAGCCGCAGGCGCAGUACACUGUCCGAGUCAGAGGAGCUGCCGCCGCGUGCCAAGUAUGUGAACAAAAUCCUAAUCUACCUGAACAAGGACAUGGACGCCGUGUGGAACUACAACACCAUUGUGGACCGAAAGCGUUGGGGUGUGGGGAACACCAUCACCUCCUCUCCCUACGGCCCACAUGGCGAGCAUCCUGAACGCUGGAAGGCCAACGGCACCUUCCCGUUGCCUGAGAAGAGGCCUGACGGGCCUGUGCUGAGCCCCGCAAACUCGCUCAAAAUGAGCCUGAAGGCGAACACGCACAAGUACGAGAACAAGUAUGCGACGCAGCUGCAGCAAGACUACCAGAGUCUGAUCGACAACAUCAACGACGUGGCGGAGAAGAGCGAUAUGUUGCGUGCGCGGCUCUUCAAGAUGGAUGUCUAUGCGGAGAAGUUCCAGGACCUGCCCAGCGGUGUGUGGAACAAGAUCGAUGCCCAGUCCUAGGUGUCUUUUUUGUUUUUCUUUUCGGAAAGGAACGGAGCGUGUUGCUCAGCGUCAAAGCAUGCUGGGCAUUUUUGGCGUAGAGUCACAGCGUUAAGUCCACUGAUCCUGGAAGUUGGACCCCUUACUUCGGUUGGAGCGUCUUCUUCUGCAUCCAACCUGUCAUGAGAUUGAAUGCCAUCGUAAUGUCCCGAAUUGCCUGUACAAAUAAAUGUGAGUGUGA